Messenger RNA from Odocoileus virginianus texanus, 1442 nucleotides. RefSeq names its product cell cycle regulator of NHEJ (gene CYREN). The record is from RefSeq and is a predicted model, not a curated record. Gene Ontology annotation, biological process: negative regulation of double-strand break repair via nonhomologous end joining; double-strand break repair via nonhomologous end joining. Lineage: Eukaryota; Metazoa; Chordata; Mammalia; Artiodactyla; Cervidae. Gene Ontology annotation, cellular component: cytoplasm; nucleus.
CCGGCCGGCGGGGCUCCCCGUUCCCGACCGCCGUCUGGAUCCGCCUCCCGGGCCCUCCCCGGAAGCCAGGGAGGGGGCGCGGGCCCAGAGGAAUUAAAGCUGGACUCCUGUUGACGACAGACGGACCUACAGUUCCUGGUGUGUAAUAAGACAGUGGGAUUUGAUGUCCUGAAGUCACUAAGCUUGGACCCUGGUUCUUCUUCAUGAGAGACUAAAGAGAUGGAAGCCUUAAAGUCUGAGAAUAGAAAGCGGGUGCUGCCCACAUGGAUGACAGCCCAGGUGUCUGAAAAGAGGGCGGCGCAGGUGAAGACCCCCAAGUGGAGACCAGCCACGGUGCCAGCGGCUGCAGCCAGAUUUCCUGCCGUGAGGACCGUGUACUGCAUGAAUGAAGCCGAAAUCGUCGACGUUGCCCUGGGGAUCCUGGUUGAGGAGGACCAAAAACAGGAAAAGCCGUUGGAGCUGCCACCUCUGGCAGGCGCUGAUAAGCCAGAGCGCUCCCCGGCCAGCCCAGCGCCACCAUCCCCAAGUGCCCCCUGGAGCGGAAGUGAGGACAGUGAGGAAGAGGACCGUGGGGCCGACGGGCCUGCCUCAGGGCCUGCCUCAGGGCCCGCGGGUUCUGACGUGGCCUGCAGCAGAAGCCUCGAGGAAGACCAGGACGAGCUAAAAUACGUCAGGGAGAUCUUUUUCAGCUAAGGGACAAAGUUCCAGGACUCUCUGCUCAGAGUGGCUGAAGGAAGCUGGGUUUCCCCUCUCAGCCUGGGCGCUGCCUGUCAGACUGUGACAGCUACUGCCCCCAGCGUGGAGCCUCCCUGGACUGGGUGGGUUCACUGGGGGAGGUGAGCAAUCAAAAUGAGCUCCUCCCAGAAUUCCUGCUCUCUGCCCUCCUGCUCAGGGGACUGGGGGCUCGACACUGUCUUAUUCAGGUACCUGGUUCCAGAGAAAUGAGAUCAUGGCAGUCAAAUUUACUGGAACUGGGAGUCAACUUAAUAAUUUUCAAGGAAAAACAAGUAUGGCUCCUAAGUACACUGAAAUUCCUAUGGUUUGGCCACCCAAGGAAGAAGCCUAUUUUUAAAAUCUCUUCCGUCAUGUGUCAGUCAGUCACUGAGCCCUUGUUGGUCCAACCCUGAACUGGACACCUUCUCCCAGGGCUGGGCUGCCCGCUGAGAGCCUGCCUGCGGUCCCAUGUACAGGUUGGGAGGCCUGCCCACCAGCCAGCCCUCCUCCCCUGGGCCGCCACCUUUCUAGGCCUCGGCCUUGGUCCCUGGGCAGUUAGAAAGGAAGAGUGGGAUAGGAGCCCCAAAGAGACAGUGACGGCAAGACAUCACACUGGAGUCCAUGUUUCUGCCUCUAUUGAGUGUGGCUCUGCACAAGGGUGAGCCGGUCACGUGAUGUACAGAUUGUCAGUGUAACAGAUGCUGAAGAAUACUCAAAGCACCCCCGUG